UGGAAUCACAUUCUCCAGGGUCCACGUACUAUCCUAUAUAAUGGACACUACGCCCCAUUGAAUCACAAGAACCCAUUUCCAGGGCCAGCUUGCUUGACAAGUUCUCAUCCGUGGGAUUCUUCUCAUCUCAACCCCUGAUCUCCUUCUCACCCCCCACCCCUUUUCCAACUUUCUCUUCUACCUCACCUCCCCAUCAUGCGGUCCGCUUCCCUCAUCGCCGCGGUAGCCAGUUUGGCCCCGUUGGCCGCUGCUCGUCCCCUGGAUGACUGCCCUGCCAACGAGACGGUCGUCACCGAGAUCGAGAUCCGCCCGGACAUCAAGCAUCAGCAAAUCGAAGGCUUCGGCUUCUCCGGGGCCUUCCAGCGCGCCCAGCUCCUCCUCAACGUCACCGACCAGGUCCAGCAGGAGCUCCUCGACCUCAUCUACAACCGCGAGACCGGCAUCGGCUUCUCCAUCCUGCGCAACGGCAUCGGCUCCUCCAACUCGAGCUACAAUGACUGGAUGAACACCAUCCUCCCCGAGUCCCCCGGCUCCCCCGACGGCGAGUUCAACUACGUCUGGGACGAGUACGACUCGGGUCAGCUCUUCCUCGCCAAGAAGGCCGUCGAGUACGGCGUCGAGCGCAUCUACGCCAAUGCUUGGAGCGCUCCGGGUUUCAUGAAGAACAACGCCGACGAUGCGAACGGCGGCCUGCUGUGCGGCGUUCCUGGGAGCUUUGAUGGGAAUAGUGCCUGCGAGCACGACUGGCGUCAGGCCUAUGCCGAUUACCUCGUCAAGUAUAUCCAGAUUUACGCCGCCGAGGGUAUCAAGAUUAGCGAUGUCGCAUGGCUCAACGAGCCUGACCUGACCACCUCCUACGCCUCGAUGCGCUCCAACGCCGAGCAAGUCGCCGACUUCCUCCCCAUCCUGCACAAGACGCUCGAGGACGCCGGCCUCGACGUCGGCAUCUCCUGCUGCGAGCAGACCGGCUGGCAGGCGACCCAGCAGAUGGUCUCGCAGAUCCAAGCCCUGGGCGUCGAGCACCUCCUGACCACCUGGGCCGGGCACGAGUACACCUCGCCCAUCGACGCGCCGCUGGACACCUCGCUCUCGGUCUGGCAGUCGGAGUACUGCGACCUGAACGACCGGUGGACCGCGGCCUGGGACAGCGGCGUCUCGCGCGGCGACGGCUACCGCUGGGCCAGCAUCCUGCACCGCGCCCUGACCGUCGGCAACGUCAACGCCUACCUCUGGUGGCUGGUGGUCCAGGACGAGGCCACCAACGACAACAACAACGAGAAGCUCAUCAUGGUCGAGGACGGCGAGUACUUCCUCUCCAAGCGCACCUGGGCUUUCGCCCAUUACUCCCGCUACAUCCGUCCCGAUGCCUACCGCGUGGAGACCCGCGGCGGGGACCUCAGCGCCUCGGCUUUCGAGAACAAGGACGGCAGCCUCGUUGUUGUUAUCCUGAACCCCCACUACCAUGAUGAGACGGUCAGCUUGGAGCUCAUUAGCUGCAGGCAUAGAAACAAGGGCUGGGGCAAGGUCACGGCCUGGCUCACGGAUGAGGACCACGAUAUUGAGGAGGUUGAGGUUGAGGUCGAUGAGGAUGGUUAUGUCAAGGCCGAGCUGCCGGCUCGCGGUCUCAUCACUUUCAGGGCUGUCGCGGAAGAGUAAGCUUGAGACGAUAGAGAAAAGGGUCCGUCUCACGAGACAACUAGUGCCCAGCCGCGAAAAGUAACAUGUAGGAAUAGCAUGAGAGCCGCAUAUCAUCAUAAUAUAUCCUAGUCCUUUACCAGGCCCAGUAAUAC
This is a messenger RNA of Sodiomyces alkalinus F11, 1790 nucleotides long. RefSeq names its product cellulosome enzyme. Gene Ontology annotation, molecular function: glucosylceramidase activity. Lineage: Eukaryota; Fungi; Ascomycota; Sordariomycetes; Glomerellales; Plectosphaerellaceae. The coding region runs from base 196 to 1656 and encodes 486 amino acids. Gene Ontology annotation, biological process: sphingolipid metabolic process. The record is from RefSeq and is a predicted model, not a curated record. The transcript is spliced from 2 exons.